Myotis brandtii (Brandt's bat) is the source of this 2878-nucleotide messenger RNA. RefSeq names its product smoothelin (gene SMTN). Gene Ontology annotation, cellular component: microtubule organizing center; filamentous actin. Gene Ontology annotation, biological process: actin cytoskeleton organization. The transcript is spliced from 21 exons. The record is from RefSeq and is a predicted model, not a curated record. Gene Ontology annotation, molecular function: protein binding. Bases 169 to 2853 code for a protein of 894 amino acids. Lineage: Eukaryota; Metazoa; Chordata; Mammalia; Chiroptera; Vespertilionidae.
UGCCUGACCCAUUCCUAGUCCAUCUGUCGGAUCCCGAGCCACCUACCCUGACCUGAGCCCGCGCGCGGCUGGCGAGCCGGACUGAGAGAAUUCCCUGAGCUGGUGUUAGGUGCUACGGGCACUGAGGAUCUCACCAGGAGGGGACGCACGGAGCUAGGGGCCAGCAAGAUGGCGGACGAGGCCUUAGCUGGGCUGGAUGAGGGAGCCCUGCGGAAGCUGUUGGAGGUCACCGUGGAUCUGGCAGAGCGGCGGCGCAUCCGCUCGGCCAUCCGGGAGCUGCAGCGGCAGGAGCUAGAGCGAGAGGAGGAGGCCCUGGCAUCCAAACGCUUCCGUGUUGAGCGGCAGGACAACAAGGAGAACUGGCUGCACUCUCAGCAGCGAGAGGCCGAGCAGCGGGCUGCUCUGGCGCAGCUGGCAGGGCGGCUGGAGUCCAUGAACGAUGUGGAGGAGCUGACUGCGCUGCUGCGAGGGGCCGGUGAGUAUGAGGAACGCAAGCUGAUCCGGGCUGCCAUCCGCCGAGUCCGGGCCCAGGAGAUUGAAGCGGCCACCUUGGCUGGGAGGUUGUGCGGUGGGCGUUCCAACAGUGGCUCAAGAGAGGACAGCAAGGGGCAGGCCGCACAGAGGCUGGAGCGGUGUGAGGCGCCAGAGCCAGAGGAACGGGAGCAGCAGGCAGAGGUCCCAGAGCCACCCCCCGAAGUCACCAGUCGGGAUGUGACCACCGUGACGCUCCUGCUGCAGGUGCCCCCUGGGAGCACAUCCAGCUCACCUGCCUCACCUGACAAUUCCCCCCCCACUGCCUCUCCUGAGCCUCCACCAGAGCCUGCCGAGGCCCAGGGCCCUGCCGCUGAGGCUCUGCCUGAGCCCCAGGAGUCUGCAGCCCCCCGCAGCCCUGAGAGACAGGAGGUCAACGAGCUCCUGCGUGCCCCCACAGAGCCCCCUGCGGCCCAAGGCCCCGCCAAAGGCCCUUCCAGCACAAAGAGAGCAGGUGAACCCCACCCCUGCCAACGCUCCGUGCUCAGCCCCCGCCAGCCAGCCCAGAACCGAGAGCCCACCCCUCUCGCCAGUGGACCUCCCUCAUUCCAGCGGGCCGGCUCCGUGCGGGACCGCAUGCGCAAGUUCACGUCUGAUUCUCCAAUGGCUCAGGAUGGCCCACCUCGGGCACCCCUAGGUCCCUCGACCCCCGCAAGGCUCCCGGGCUCCUCCCACGUCAGCACCACCCCUGCCUCCUCCUCCUCCAGCCGCUCCUCCACCCGGGGCUCCAGUGAUACCUCCUCCCGGUUCAGCAAAGAGCAGCGAGGAACAGCCCAGCCCCUGGCCCAGCUUCAGAGCUGCCCCCGGGAGGAGGGCCCCAGAGGGCGGGGCUUGGCUGCCAGGCCCCUUGAAAAUGGAGCAGGGGGGGCCGGGGCCUGCUCAGAGGAGCCCGGUGCCCUGCUGCCCGUGGCUGUCGGCACUGCCGAGCCAGGGGCCAACAUGAAGACGACAUUCACCAUUGAGAUCAAGGAUGGCCGUGGCCAGGCCCCCACAGGCCGGGUGCUGCUGCCCACAGGCAGCCAGCGGGCAGGUAGGCCUCUUUUUCUGCGGGCGCCCCCCACCCUUCUCAGCACCAGCAGUGGGGGCAAGAGUACUAUCACCCACAUCAGCGGCCCUGGGACACCGGCCCGGCUGGGCGCUGUCACUCACGUCACCAGCUUCAGCCAUGCCUCUCCCGGUGGGCAAGGAGGCCGCAGCAUUAAGAUGGAACCAAAGCCAGCAGAGCCCCCCUCUGCUGCAGUGGAAGUGGCCAAUGGCACUGAGCAGACCCAGGUGGACAAAACACCAGAGAGGCGGAGCCCACUGAGCAGCGAGGAGCUGAUGGCCAUUGAGGAUGAGGACAUCCUGGACAAGAUGCUGGAUCAGACGACGGACUUCCAGGAGCGGAAGCUCAUUCGGGCGGCGCUACGUGAGCUCCGACAAAAGAAGAGAGACCAGAGGGACAAGGAGCGGGAACGGCGGCUGCAGGAGGCGCGGGCCAGGCCAACGGAGGCCCGGGGCAACGUGGCCACCGAGACCACCACGCGGCACAGCCAUCGGGCAGCCGACGGCUCAGCUGUCAGCACUGUCACCAAGACCGAGCGGCUCGUCCACUCCAAUGAUGGCACGCGGACAGCCCGCACCACCACGGUGGAGUCGAGUUUCGUGAGGCGCUCGGAGAAUGGUGGUGGCAGCACCGUGGUACAAACCAAGACCUUUUCCUCCUCAUCAUCCAAGAAGAUGGGCAGUAUCUUCGACCGUGAGGACGAGACCAGCCCGCGAACCAGCACCCUGGCUGCGCUGGAGAAACGCCAGGCGGAGAAGAAGAAAGAGCUGAUGAAGGCGCAGAGCCUCCCCAAGACCUCUGCCUCCCAGGCGCGCAAGGCCAUGAUUGAGAAGCUGGAAAAGGAGGGCGCUGCGGGCAGCCCUGGCGGACCCCGUGCAGCGGUACAGCGCUCCACCAGCUUUGGGGUCCCCAACGCCAACAGCAUCAAGCAGAUGUUGCUGGACUGGUGCCGAGCUAAGACGCGUGGCUACGAGCACGUGGACAUCCAGAACUUCUCCUCGAGUUGGAGCGACGGCAUGGCCUUCUGUGCGCUGGUGCACAACUUCUUCCCCGAGGCCUUUGAUUACGGGCAGCUCAGCCCGCAGAACCGGCGCCAGAACUUUGAGGUGGCCUUCUCCUCCGCCGAGAUGCUGGUAGACUGCGUGCCCCUGGUGGAGGUGGAAGACAUGAUGAUCAUGGGCAAGAAGCCCGACCCCAAGUGCGUCUUCACCUACGUCCAGUCGCUCUACAACCACCUGCGGCGCCACGAGCUGCGCCUGCGCGGCAAGAAUGUCUAGCCUCCCGCCCGCACGGCUGACCCGG